ACGGGCCGCGCUGCGAUGAUGUCACCGUCCGAGGAGGAGACGGCCGCGGCGCUCGGAGAAAAGUGUCCGUCGGGCCGCGGCCGCGUCAGACAGCGCGUGGACGCCGGUGAGGUGAGGGGUCCCCUGCCGGUGCCUGUGGCUGCAUUCUCUCCUCUGCGCCCGUGGUUCCCGGGCUGCGGCAGUGCGGUGGCGCCCUUCAGUCCCGUGUGCUGGAUGUCUCCGGGAGUGCUGGCGGCCGCGGGCGCUCACUGUGCCGCCGGGAUGGGCGUCAGUCAGGUGGAGCGACUCGCCGGAGCGCCCGGCGUCAACAACGUGCUGCUGCGCGACAUCCUGGCGCGCGGCGCAGUCGGCGCGCCGCCGCCCGAGCUCGAGCCGCGCCGGCGCUCUCCGGCCGAGCCGUCGGCGGAGGUGCAGGCCGACAGCAGCCAGCAGCCGCCCGACGACGAUCCCGACGAACACGAGGAGGGAGACGAAGAGACAGAGCACGACGAGCUGCUCGACUCGCCGCCCGCCUCGCCGGCCGAGUCUGAGAAAAAGUCCCGUCUGGAGAGCAUCGUCUCAGGGAUGCGUCCCGGCGCGGGUUCACCCACCCCCAUCAACGGCUGCAAGAAGAGGAAGCUCUACCAGCCGGUGCAGCAUGAGACGGGUCCGCGGGGUGACGGUGGCACCGACGGCGCCGAUGGCAGCGAGGAUGACGCCGACACUGAGGCACCUACCGAUAAACGUCACCGGCCCGAGUCGGAGGACGUGAUCCAGAGCCAGCUGAAGUCGGUGCAGAGCCAGCUGGAGAUGAUGCAGGAGAGAUACGCCCAGCUGUACCGCGGGGGUGGUGACGGGGAGCGUCGUCCGGAACCUGGCGCAGAGCUGGACUUGUCACGCCGGCCGCCGCAGCCCUCGCCCGAGAAGGCACGCGAUGACGCCGCCACGCGUCCCGUUCCGGCCCUGCAUAAGAUCGAGGCAGAACAGGCGGCCGCCGGUAGCUUCCUUGACUAUGCGCGCCGCGUGCUGGCUGCCGACCCACGGAAUAAGGAGAACGAGCGCCGCUCCGAGCCGCUGCCGGGUCGUCUGCUGCGCGCCGCCGCGGCGCCCGACGUCGAGGGACUCGCUGACGCGCUCAAGGUGGAGCUCACCCAGUCUCUAGCCGGCCUGAUCGACUCCAUCGUCUCCAAGUGGGCUCAGCAGAGGAAGAAGGAGGCUGAGCCGCCCGUGGAGCGACGCUCGCCUCGCGCUGAGAUCCUCCGGCGCAUGCACGGCGGUCGCUUCCCCGGCCUGUCACCGCCGUUCGGUGCGCCCGAUGGUCUGUCUCCGUUUGGUCUGUCGGGUCUAGGUGGUCUGCGGCCGCCAGCGACCAUGCCUCCCCUGUUCCCGAGCUCCAGACCUGCUGGACUGGGAGGGGGUCUGGGGAGUCCAGUGUACAGCGGGGCUGGCGCGCUGCCCUACAGCCUCCAGGCGCUCAGGGAGUCGAUGCAACAACAGCAACAGCAACAGCAACAGCAACAGCAACAGGAGCAGCAGCAGCAGGAGGCUGACGAGGGUCCUCUCAGCCUGGUGAUGACACCCAAGAAGAAGCGUCAUAAGGUGACGGACACGCGGGCGGCGGGCCGUCCGGGAGGCCGGCUGGACGACGGCCGCCCCGAGUCUCCGCCCGGUCACCCGUUCGGGUCUGUGCCGCCGCCGCCGCCGCACCUACUACCCAGCUCGCUGCCCACCUCGGUGGCCAUCCCCAACCCGAGCCUGCAGGAGUCGCACUUCUUUGCCGGCUAUCCGCACUACCAGCGGCCCACGAGCGGUGAGCGGCGCGGCUCGCCCAGCCCGGGCCUGCUGCAUCCGGCGCUGCUGGCCGGAGGCCGCCGCUCACCCUCAGACAGUCUCGGCUACAGACGUGAUACGCCAGACCGCUCCGACUGCAACUCGCUCGAGAGCGGCUACGACGGACAGCGGUCGUCGCUGGCGGCAUUCUCCAGCCGCAUUGACGCUCGCUCGGGCCUGUCGCUCGCCUCGGAGCACUCGUCGACGCUGACGCCGAUGCACCUGCGGAAGGCCAAGCUGAUGUUCUUCUGGUCACGCUACCCGAGCUCGUCCAUCCUCAAAUCGUACUUCCCCGACAUCAACUUCAACAAGAACAACACGGCCCAGCUCGUCAAGUGGUUCAGCAACUUCCGGGAGUUUUUCUACAUUCAGAUGGAGAAGUACGCUCGCCAGGCGCUGAGCGAGGGAGUGAAACAGGCGGAGGAGCUCACUGUGACGGCCGACUGUGAGCUGCUCCGAGUGCUCAACCUGCACUACAACCGGAACAACCACAUCGAGAUUCCGACAAACUUUCCGUUCGUGGCCGAGGCGGCGCUGCGCGAGUUCUUCCGCGCCCUGCAGGCCGGCAAAGACGCCGAGCCCAGCUGGAAGAAGGCCAUCUACAAGGUGAUUGCGCGGCUCGACGAGAACGUCCCCGAGUACUUCCGACUACCCAGCUUCCUAGAGCAGCUCGAGUAGACGUACAGAAACCCAGCGGACGAGGAGAGAGCACAGAGGAAAACAGAGCGUCAGAUACUGGGCGCGGAUCGUGAAUCGGCUGCCAUAGUCUGUACAGAAGGCUCCGCGGAGCCGCCACUGAGCACGGCCCACCGAAUGAGUACCCUAGUCACCGCGCACGUAGUGGCCCCCUAGCGGGCCGCGCCGCCCGCCCGGCCCUUCUAGUCACGAUGAGCGUCGCGCCCGCGGCCGCCCCCUGGUUGUUACUGGCGCCGUCAGCGCGUGUUGUUGCCGUGUUGUUGAGAGAGCUGGCAGAGCCGGGCCCCUGUAGGGCUCCCAGUCGCAUACUCCAUAUCAUUCAUUCCGAGGUAGGCGUUAUUUCUGACCGAACGUGCUGCCGGCGCAGUUCAGAUGACAUAGAUGGAUGCGUUGUCGGUUGUGGUACGCGAGGCAGCGUUAGAGACGUUCGUACAUUGAGUGAAUGAGAGUGUGAUUAUUCGGGGGCUGGGUGGACGCCCCGCAGUUGUACACGUGGUCCGCUGCUUAGUCGGACAAACACGUUUGCCCCUAUAUGAUGGAGCGCGAGGCGACAUCACCUAAGACAUGUUGCGUAAGACAAUGGAUGUGCUAGCUGAUAGAAUACACCUCAUAUGAAUGGUUAAUACAGUUUAAACCGAG
This is a messenger RNA of Amphibalanus amphitrite, 3144 nucleotides long. RefSeq names its product homeobox protein prospero-like. Gene Ontology annotation, molecular function: DNA-binding transcription factor activity, RNA polymerase II-specific; RNA polymerase II cis-regulatory region sequence-specific DNA binding. The transcript has 4 exons. The record is from RefSeq and is a predicted model, not a curated record. Gene Ontology annotation, biological process: regulation of transcription by RNA polymerase II. NCBI's taxonomy places the organism in Eukaryota, Metazoa, Arthropoda, Thecostraca, Balanomorpha, Balanidae. Bases 16 to 2487 code for a protein of 823 amino acids. Gene Ontology annotation, cellular component: nucleus.